Molecule: messenger RNA, 6462 nt
Organism: Babesia ovata
Lineage: Eukaryota; Apicomplexa; Aconoidasida; Piroplasmida; Babesiidae
Product: dmX 2 isoform X2, putative
Exons: 2
Coding region: 1-6462 (2153 amino acids)
Biological process (GO): vacuolar acidification
Cellular component (GO): RAVE complex
Source: RefSeq, a predicted model, not a curated record
AUGAGGCCAGGCGUAAUGACGCGGAAGGCGACUCAUCGUCAGGAGCCUGCCGAUUUGGCGAACUGUACGGAACGCAUAUACGAUGUCCUGAACAUCGAAAGCUCUGCGGAAGGCGGAAGCGUAAGCCAAGCACGUCUAGCAGCCGCCAUCCUGAGCCUGGAGAAUGGCAGAGACUGUGCUUCGGAUAGCCCAUUGGAGGCGACGCUAUACGUGUUCCCAUACGAAUACGAGGGCGGGUUGGUUAAAUGGUUCACUUCGCGCCGCGGCCCGCGGAUCAUCGCAGCUGAUGGUGGAUCUUCACGUCUAAAGAACGCGAAAUAUGCCACACCCGAGGGUGCAUCCGCGCUCAGGCACAAGGCGUACGUCACUAACGCCAACUGGAAUAGAGGUUGUACAUCUCGUGGCUACAAACUGCUGGUAUCGAUAACAAAAGACAUGAUCGCUUACGUAUGGCGCAUUGGAGCAGCGAAGGCAGAUUAUGACCUCAUUUUCCAGGUAGACAUCGGAGAAAACGUAUUCGGACCAUCGGUAUCAGCGUUUUGGGUGGAUAUGAGCUCCAUCGGUAUCGAUUCUAUCUUCACAGGCAAGGAAUUCAUCAUUUUCCACGAAGUAACGGAUGGGUCGUGCCAGGGGGAAAGUGAUGAUCUGGGACCGUGCCAAGGAGAACCACCCAAGUCUAAUGGAGUGCAAUUGGAACCCGAAGAGCGUGGUAUGUGUUCUGGAAAUGGUUGCAGCGUCCAUAAGCAACAUUUCAAAAUGUUAGCCUUGCAGGGGAUCCAUUCGCCCAGCGGCAACGUAAAUGGCGAAUUCCUAUUAAGCCACCAGGACAUUGAGCUGCCAGUGGUUAUUCAAAACAUCGAAUCUGCUCAACUGUGCAAACACACGCUGCAAACGGGAUUGAUCACUCUCUACUCGCCAGACACCAUGCGACCGACGAAGGUCCAUCCAGCGAACGGCUUCCAAGCAAGCCGAUGGAUGACCAUUGUAUCGCGCAGCAUAAGUGGAGAACCAUGCGAGGAAAUUGUCGACGGAAUGCUUGGAAAUCAAAUAGCUGCUGCGCUGCAUAAGUUCCUCCCGCCGUGCACAAUCAGAGGUGUGAGUGACCUUGGGCUCCCCGUCGAGUUGCUGCUGGCGCCCGGGGAUAUUUUCCUCAAAGAUUGUAGUAUGCAGGGAAUGGACACUGUGAUUGGGCUCGUGGUGCGCUACCUUUGCCGGGCCUACUCCCCUCUCUUCGUACCCCGCAUGACUGCACUGGACGAUGCAGCGCCCAAUGAAAUUGGGGAAGCGAUCUUGGGCAAACUCAAGGCGCAGGAUUAUGUUGUGGAGGCGGAGUGUAUAGCUGACAAAGAUUAUUUCCUUGCCCUGGUGUUGCAUAGGAAUGGCAGCGUUGGGUUGUGCCGCGCAUUACAGACCAAUCACGCUCUCGUGUCCUACAGCAAACUACCGAUACCACAAGUUGCGCAUGUCCACGCCAUCCGAGUGCUGACGCACAAGGAUCGUGUGCUUGUUGCGAUGUUUCUUGUCGAUUCUGUAGGUGUCACUCGCUUCAGCAUUUACUGUUGGACUGCGCAUAAACUGGUUCUCGAAGCAUCAUGGCCAUUUCAGCUGGCGCCAAAUAACGAAGAGCUAAUCACAGAGUUUGGUGUAUGGUACGACGGGGGCCCAUUGUGCCUCGUAACCCGGUGUCUACUUGCGAGCAGCAAUGCCAUCUCCGGCAAUGACGUUCACAUAUACCUCAUCAGCGGUACGGACAUCUUACACCUGUCUACCAUUGCAGAUAAUGAGAUGCGGAAUCUGUUCACAGGUAUGGUGAAAAAACUUCCGUUGGAAGUAGGAGGGUCGCGAUACAGCCUAAGUGGUGGUACGCUUAUCUGUAGCCCGCAAUCACAGCGUGCGAUUCCCCUCCGGAUGGCUACCGGAACCAAGGUGGACGGUGACUCCGUUGUUAUAUACCAUCCGCGCUAUAUAAAAGCAUUUGUUGAUAUCGGGCUGCGAAGAUUCGUGGAUGAGUUAGUUUGCGGCCUCGUCGAGGUCUGCCGUAACUUUCUUGUGCAAUUGACAGCGGAUGGUGCUUGUGGGUCGGAUAAUAUAUUGCAGUACCCUUGCGAUUGCCUCAUGGCCAAGGCUAAACAUGUGCAAAUGUUUACCGAUUUUGAUCGAACAACAUCGUUGCGACUGCUGCAAACAUUUGCAGCUCUAGUUAACGUUGACCCUGCCGAUCUUGGUGUUGGAAUGAAUGUUAACGUUUCAGUCGUUGAUAUUGAUGAAGGAAUCCCGGCGAAAGAGCUGCUUUUGUAUUUAGAGCAUAUGAGGUUGCCAGGGCUGAUGUGGCAGGAUCAACUCGAGCUCAUGAAUCUAAUAGACAUAAUGUUCCAGAAUUCGGGCGCAGCGAAAUUCCUCGGUAACCACGCGUCGCAGACAAAAUCCAUGAACAGUGUGGACACCCUCAGCAACUUCUUGCUCAUGAGUGAAACACGGGGUAAUGAAGACUUUAAUAUUGACGAGACCAUAGACUUCAAGUUGACCGUUGAUAACGAACAAUGCGAAGAGUCUUGUGAUGCUGAUUCGCCUGUUACUUGUCCACUUAUACGAAGGGCACAAUAUCUGCUGCAAACUGGGAAGGACGAGAAAAAAACCCAAAUGUGGCGAACAAACGACGAACUUGCAAGCCUAACCUUACCUUCAAAGAUCGUAACAGAUGACUUCUGCAUCGGGAGAUGCGUCGAUUACAUCAAGUAUGGAUCAGAGGACGAAGACCACUUGGUAUGGGCCAUCCUCUACAAAGAUGACCAUCAUCUCUUCUCAAACAUGCUUUCUAUGUUGGACAGUGCGGACGAUCAGGAAUUGUGUAACCACCUGCUGCGGAACAUGAAAACCUUUGGCAUAGGAUAUUGGGUACGUAGCCCAUCGUGUAUAGAGCAGUUUUGUUCAACUCUAGAACGUGGCUUCCGGAAACUCAUCUCUGUCACAGAUUCCGCAUCAAAUGUUGACAUGUUUGAUGAAUUCGGGUUCUGGUCCAUUCUGCGCGGCAAGCCGCUGGUGUAUGGCUGCGUUCUUAAGGCCAAGGGGUUCCAGAAGUUAGGGGAGUUCUUCUCUAACAAUUUUUCAGAAGAUAGAUGGAAGCAGGCUGCGGUAAAGAAUGCUUAUGCACUUAUUGCACAAAAACGUUACCUUUUAGCUGCAGGGUUUUUCGUGUUAGCUGACAAGGUGAGCGACGCUGUGAACGUGUGUUUCCAAUAUAUGGACAACGCCCAGCUCGCCUGCCUGAUAUGUAAGAUACGUCAGCACGACCUUGAGGACGCCUUACGGUUAAUGAAGCCUUCGAGAGUUAAAGAUAUCUUGCAAUGCAAUCUGAGUUCCGAAGUUGUCAUAAAUGUAGAUGUGAACACGGUAAACGACCUGGUGUACUACCUUUACACGGGAAUACGUUUCAAACAUAUAAGUGAGGAAGCUAUGCGUGACACCAUCAUCCGUUGCGCUGAAGGAUACAUAGACAUGGGUAUGCCUCUGGUGGGCAUAAUCAUCAACUCCCUUAACGUAAGUGAUGGUCCUAGCAUCUGGAAACCGCUAAUUUUGCAAUCUAAUAUGCAGCAUCUCGUGAAAAAUGACCUUGAUUAUUGCGCGCUUUAUCAGGGCUGCAUGCAAACAAUGUUGCGCCUUUGUGAUGAGGACACAAAUCAUAGCGGUAAGGGCGCCUCCAAUAACGAAAGUGAACCCGAAAAUCCCAGACUGGGAGAUGUACCGGGCUCAUCUGACGACCCUGCCAUUAAAUCUGAUCAAGUGCUCGUGUCGCCGGAGUCAAAUGAAGAUCAAGGUUUGGAAAUAUACCGAGAAGAUGGGUUCCAUUUUUAUCUCAUUAACCUGCUCACUAGCCUAAAGGGUCGAUACGGCCUCGAGGUGACUGUCGGGGCUGUUACUGGUAAGGCCUCUCUUAAUCGCAAUACCUUCGAGACCGUAAAGCACCUUCCGGAUUAUUUUUCCCAACUGUGCAAAAUUUGUAUCGCAUUCUUUGAAGGGGACGCUGCCAUUGAUGGCACGUUAAUGUUGGCGCUUAUGUUACGAGCCAUCAUGGAAGGCAGGGACGGUUUCUCAUCAUGCAUCAUACUAUCAAUCGCCUCUCUGCUUUCCAUAACCUGUUUUGAUCGUGGGGUAAAUGGACAGAUAUACCGUGCAUUCAUGGGCCAAUUGGUUGUGCUUAAUAACCUCUUGAACAACCAGGGUUCUGGGGAUCAAUUUCUGGCGUGCUUGUUGCGAACGAUCGAACCCCUGUGCUUCGGUACCCCAGGUAAGAUGGUAGAACCGCAGCUAAUCAACGUUCUACACUCAAUUGAAACGCCCCCAAAACACGCGUUCUUCGGCAUAUGCCUGGGAACAGCAGUGCUGGAAACUCUUAUGGGUAUAUGUCGCAGCUGGUUUUAUAAAUUUGCUGAGCAUGCCGAAGCCAUUGAACAAGCAUGGAUGGACCGAUUGUUAUAUUCUGCAUCUAGGUUUCUUUUCAAUAACGUCAAAAGUGAAGUGGUGGAGGACGCACUUAACUCCACAGGUAUCGUAUUUCCCAUGUUGUCCCUGCGCAUAGGCCUGGAGAAGCCCGUAGACUGCAAAGUACAGGACGCAGAAUGCCACGUGUACAAUUCGUUCUUAGAACAAUACGUGGCUUCUGUUUAUGGAACGGAGUUUGAAAAGUUGUGGCGGUUGCUCCACUGUGGGUUCCGAACUGCUAGUAUAUUCAACCGGCACAUGCAUCCAACGUGCCAAAAUAGAUACAGGAGCAAAGGAACCUGCUGUCGGGUAACUGACAUGGGUGAUCAACCGCAUCCCAUUGCUGCGGGGUCCAAGGCAUUACCAUUGGUAAUGCCAAUGACCGCCAUGUUCGCCCCACCGCAGACGUGGAGUCAGGAACGUGUGGCCGCUGAAGCUAAAUUAAACGGACGAAGUAAGGGCGAACACAAAAGCGCUUGCGAAGGUGAUGCCUCAAUACUUAACGCCUUGAGAAUGUUGCGGUUUAAGUCGUUGCACGCCUUUAAGGGAAGGCUCGCUUCACCUUCUUAUGCAAUGCCAAGUACGACAAUAUGCGAAGGCGCUAAAGGGCUCACUUCUGAGGUUAUAGUAGGUCCGGUGAUCAGCGACUUGCAUAUGAUGGCUAUGCUAAACUUGCGCGGACCCUGUACGCUGUCCACGUUGCCGGACGAGUUGUCGCAAGCUGCGCUCAGCGAGAUAUUUGCGGCAGUGAACAAAUCAAAGCCGGUGUCGCUGUCCUACUCGCUUUACGUAAAGUUUGUGCGCAUUAUGUCCAUGUACAGCAAGAACCGCCUCGAAAAAACGUAUUCGGUCAAGGUGUCUAAGUUCGCCGCUUUGGCCGAAAAGUUCCACAAAUGCUUCAAUGUGUGCAGCAAUUCUAAAGAGCCCGUUGUAGGAGGUCCUUCUGGAGGUAUAUGCGGGCAUCCGUGCUGGCCUAUAUACGCCGUUGUGUACGGUGAGAAUCCUCCGAAACAUAUGCCGGCAUAUAACGUAUCCUUGCAGCACCCCGUGACGCUUAUGAGGGAUGACAAUACAAGUUUGGACAAUACCGACAGUGCUCCAAACCGUAAAAUGGUUUAUGACUGCAUCACAGAUAUGCAUCUGAACCGUGGUCGGGGGUCGGUAUUCGGCGACCUUUGCAGCGCUGCGUGGUCAGCGGACUCGCUCGCACUCCUCGACAAAAGUGGUUGGAUGCUAAUUUAUCAUCUAAAACAGAUGAUGUAUGUCGAUGAAGGCGAUAAAGAAAUCGCCAUACCAUCCAUCUCGUUCCGGGCUCAUACCGCCGCCACCGACUCCACGUGGCUCUCGGAUUCGUAUGUCGCCACAAUCGGUAACGGCGUAUUGCCUGACAUGAUAACUCCCCAUGUCAGAGUUAUCGAUACAAGGGACGGCGACGUGGGAUGCCAGAAUACCAGUUCCCUAUCAAAUGUUCCAAGUCCGGCCAUGAGCGAUAAUGUGGAAUAUUCGUCUCCAAGUAGAGACACGGAUCAUCUUCUACGCUGCGUGACAGACAUGCACAUCCCCUGCUUGUGUAUUUGGGACCUUGUGGACUUCAAUAAAAACAAUUCUCCCAAACUCAAGCUGGUUAUCGCAAACAGUGCCAACAUACCGCAUUCGAUCUUUAAUAAGAAGAAACACGCCUCGUCGGCCGAUGGCGCAGUGGCGAUGUUCAGACUCAACGACAUCUUCUCUGAACCUACACGAAUUUUCGAAGGCGUCGCACAGCCACGGGCAAACUCGGCAGACACCACACCAAGCGAAGGUUUCGUGACGAGCAUUAGCGAGUACUUAGGUAUCAAGUUUGUGGAGUCGCCGUCGAGGGAGGCGAGUGGCAGCAAGGCCACGUUGCUUCCGGAAAUCAUUGACGCCCAGAUCAUACAAAACAGAUUCUUGGUACUCACCACUGCUGACGGCAAUGCUACAGUGACGGAGUUGCCAUGUUAA